Messenger RNA from Portunus trituberculatus (swimming crab), 3396 nucleotides. RefSeq names its product E3 ubiquitin-protein ligase RNF103-like. Gene Ontology annotation, molecular function: ubiquitin-protein transferase activity. The transcript has 8 exons. Gene Ontology annotation, biological process: protein ubiquitination. The record is from RefSeq and is a predicted model, not a curated record. Gene Ontology annotation, cellular component: endoplasmic reticulum. Bases 179 to 2407 code for a protein of 742 amino acids. NCBI's taxonomy places the organism in Eukaryota, Metazoa, Arthropoda, Malacostraca, Decapoda, Portunidae.
AUUUGGACUUUUUAAUCUCUUACCUACGCCUUCCUCUGAAUGUAUGCCCGCGGUCUCUGCAGCGCCUCGACAACAAACAAGUGAAACAACAACAAGCCAGGCAGUGAGCCAGUGACCUACCUGUCACCACCAAGCACGUGUGCAGUAGUGAGUGUUGAGCAGCACCUCAGACUGCAACAUGUGGCGCCGGCCUGCCCUCCUGGUGCUGUACCUGGCCCUGGUGGUGGCUAUCACCUGGCUGGUGGAAUUGGGCCACUGGUGGGAGACAGGUCACACCACAUUCCAGCUUGUGAACCCGUUGAGGAACUUGUCUGUGCCUCAGAUUCGCCAUCUACUGGAUGCACGGGGCUUGCAGUAUACCGGGGUACUGGAAAAGCGGGAAAUUGUUGGCCUUCUGCAGCAGUCAGGUAACGUCCAGUAUGGGGAGUUGCAAGGCCAUCCACAGAACACAGAAGUGAAGCCUAUGCUGGAGCUGUCCAGAAAGGAGGACUUUUAUGAGCAGAUAUAUGAUGAGAACGAGACAGUCUGGGUGGUGGAGGUGGUGCCGGCUGAGGGUCAGUAUGCCGGCCACCGCAUCCUGGAUGACCGUACCUGGCACACCCUCAUGCCACGCUUGCAGACACUCCAGGUGGAUGGCGCUGUGCUUGCCUGCCAGUACGAUCGCAGGUUCUGUGCUCGCCAGGGAUGGACUCUCCCACAGCUGCUGCUAAUCCUGCCACCUGAGAGGGACACAUCUGAACAAAGCCUCAUGAAAUUAUCUGGUCGUGAACACAUCACUUUUGUAUCUACAGCCCAGCUCUCAGCAAACUCAGUCCUGUCAUGGCUUCAUGGAAGAAUACUGUCUAGAGUGGAGCCCAUCCAGGAUGUGAAGCAGUUGGAGGAGGUGUGGCUGAACACAACUCACAUUCAGGAGAAGAAGAUUCCUCACAUGGUGUACAUCUCAGAGCUCCUGAAUCCCCCACUGCUGAUUGCUGCUUUGGGCCUGCGCUUCUCAACACGCAUCAAACUGGCAUCCUUCACUGUAAAGAAGGAAGAGAAAGAGCAGGUUUCUCGGCUACUAAAGCGAUCAGGAAUCAGUGGUGUGCCCAGCCUGAUUACAGUCACCUCUGAUGGCAUGGCCCCCUAUGGGGCCCAGAGAGGAGAAACACUCACACGGCCAGCACUCAGCCUUUACAUCUGUGCCCUGCAGCCACACUUGAAUGAUGCAUUCCUGGUAUCUCUGGCAGUUGCAAACUUGCUGGCUGCUGCUGACUUCUUUUAUUUUUUGGAUGGACGAGUGCGAGUAUGGCGUCAUGUAGGUGCCAGCUUCACAAGAGCUGCCUUCAACAAUGCUGGGGUAAUGCUGUUGUGGUUGGCCGUCACCGCUUUGCUUCGGCCUGCUUCUGUUAGAGCUGCAUUGCCCUCCACUGCCUGGUUGGCCACUGCUUUUAGUGCUACACGUGUGUCCUCCUUCAUGCGCUACCACUGGCUCAUGGUUCAGAGCCACCCUGCCAUCUUCUGGGUGUCAGCAGCAAUGUUUGGUUUCAUCAUCUUAGCUUGGAGGAACCUUCUAGGGAGGCGGAACACAGAGCAUGAAGAGCCUGACGGUGGUUGGUGGAGCUCCUUCCCUGUGGAUAAUUACUUAGUGGAUGUUCUCUUCCGUCCAAUGACCUCACUGUCACGGCCACGUCCUUCACAAGACCUAGGGCUGGAGGAAGGCAUGGAACGCUUAAUUGAGCGACUAGCCACACCUGAUUUGUGGCUUCAUCCAGUCAUUCCCACAGACUACAUGAAAGAGCUGCCCAUGUGGAGGUACGAUGGGUGGGGAAAUGAAGAUGAUCUCAAAUCAGAAAGUGAGACAGAUGUGGAUAGUGUGAGUGAAAAUGAAAGUGAUACCCUGCUGGACUCACACACUUGUUGCCAUGAUGAAGAGUGCCGCCUGUGCUCACUGUGGGCUUCUGUGAAGGAGGUUCACGUGUGCCACCGUUGUGCCAUUCUCAAGCGAAAACUUGAGCGUCGACACUUGCGGCGGCGUGCCAUGGAGCAAACAGACCACAGUGCUGCCACACAUGAAAAGCUUCAGAGGGUAUAUGAGAACUGUUGCAAGACGCGGCAGAAGCAGCCAACACCAGUGAAUGGUGCAAGGCAGGGGAGAAGCAAAGGCCCAAGUUGGCUCCUCUCACCCCAACGUUUAACAGAGCUCAAAUGGAGUGCACCUCCACAUGCCAUUGAGAGUCGCAUCUGUGCCAUCUGCCUAGGACGGUAUGGAUGGGCAGCAGUGUUGUGUGGGUUGCCGUGUGGACACAAUUAUCACCAUGCAUGUAUUACUGAAUGGUUACUCAAGGACAACCACCAUUGCCCGACAUGCCGCUGGCCCUCAUACAAAGCUAAAUAUAUGUCUGUGUCUGCACGGGAACACCAGGAAUAGUGGAUGCUCUUUCCUCCUGUAAGAUUCCACCCUGAUGUAUGUGGUGUUAGUAAUACAGCCUCCGGCAGCUGAUUCUAAGUAUUGGUCUUGCAGCAAAAUAUUGUGGGUGAUUAUGCAAUGUAAUAUUUACUUGUACUUAUUUUUAAGCUGUGAUGAAAAAAAAAAGGUGAUCAAUGUGGGUUAUAAAAGCUUUAUAACUGCCAAAAAUGCUUGUUCACAACUUGGUUUAGAAAAUGUGUGUACUAACUCUAACAUUUGAUAAGUGAAUAAAUAACAAAGGUCUCCAUGUUAACAAAUAAAAUAACAAAAUUUGUAGAAGACAAUGAUUUGAAGAAAAGUUUUAAAUUAGUGCUGAUUAGCAAUAGUUAAAACCAUUAACAAGUUAAUUUAUCUAACUGGCAAUGAGCUGAUAUUCAGGUGACACUCAUAAUGACUAAUGUGUGUUGUUAGGAUUAAGAGCUGAUGUGUUUGUUUUAAUUGUGGAGGAGAGGCACCAUGAGUGUUGCCAGGGAUUGCCACUUUAGUCCUUUGGCAGUCAGAGCAGAGGUCAUGAUGUACAAAAUGCUCACACUUGACUCACACUACCAUCAGCUUUAAUUUCACAGCAACAUUAAGUACUGUUUACUCUUGAAUUUCUUAGUAACGUGUAACAAUGAAUUUAUUAGGAUUAGAAAGUAAAUAGAUGUCUGCAGCCAGUGAAUCACAAGUUUAAGAAGGGUACACACAUUAUUCAAUUCAAGCAUGCAUCUUUUUUUAAUUGGCCAAAGAUAAUAAUAGUGUGUAAUCAGACACCUGUAUAUGUCUGGUGUACAAAUAACAAAUGCCAGAAGGUCUGUUUUCCUAGUCCGUGAGUGGCAGCAAGCCAAGUGAAGUAUUAUGAAUAGUGUUAACUUUUAUGUGAUCUGUAACAUUGAUAUUUUGAAUGUGGAAUAAAAUAAAGUAACAUAUGUUGGCACUUGUUCUUGUGAAACUAUGUGAUAUUGACCCUG